Molecule: messenger RNA, 2849 nt
Organism: Diorhabda sublineata
Lineage: Eukaryota; Metazoa; Arthropoda; Insecta; Coleoptera; Chrysomelidae
Product: guanine nucleotide-binding protein-like 1
Exons: 7
Coding region: 1079-2800 (573 amino acids)
Molecular function (GO): GTPase activity; GTP binding
Source: RefSeq, a predicted model, not a curated record
UUAUUGUAUUUUGUUACUAUAUUUUCAAUGAUUUUCAUCGAAUUGUUCUGCUGUUAAUAGAAAUCAUGAAUUUAUGUUUCUAUUGAAACUUCUGUCAACUUUUAUCUCUCAAUGUGCAAUGAUUAUAAAGUCAAGCCGUUUCUCUUUCAAAAAUUUUCUUAAUUUCCUAAAGCAUAUCUAGAACAAUCGAAAAUAUUCUAUAACCAAAUAAGAUUUGGAAGAAACUUUAGCUAGAAGUGAUGACGGUGACCAAGAAUAGAAGCCGCUUUCUUCCGACGAACUGUCAGACAUUGAAAAUUUUGAGAAUCAACAUGAAAAUAUUGCAGAAUAAUUAUAAUGGCUUAAAGCCCAUAGUGGGCUUUACAAUUUUAACUUAAUAAAUAUGGUAAUCAAAUCAAGUGUUUUUUUCCUCUAAGCGUGGACAACAAAUUUGUUAUAAACCAUUUUACACCUUCUCGUUUAUUUUCCGACGAAACUUUCUGUUUCUUGUCUUUUCCUUCACUCUGGUUACUCAUCUUUUUGUUUUAGGCCUGUCGCGUCUUUUAUACCAUCGUGAUUCCAUUACAUCAUAUUGUAUACUAGAGAGUUUCUUCCUUUUCUCCAUACAUACCCCAACUACUUAACUCGAUGAACUUUGAUUUUUCUUCGUCGCUGAGUUCGUCAGUUAUUUCUCGGUUCGUUCAUAUUCUAUAUUAUCUUCCAUUAAUUUUUACUGAGUUGAUUGUUGCUCUGAUUACCUUCCUUUCCGUUCUCAAUUUCUCCUUAUCAUUGCUUGUUACUGUCAUUAUUUCAGAUGAAUACUUAAUUAUUAAUCAUAGUUUCGUAUAUAUUGAUCUUCGUUCAUUUUCCGAGUAGUUUCAAACCAUUUAUUUGUGAAUACAGAGUGAAAACCUGCCUCCCCAAGUACUAUUUAUCUGAAGGCUGCAAACUAAUUUAAAAAGAAGAAAAUAGGAAAAUGUCAAUUUCAAAUUAACCUGAAUUUCAAAAAUAAAUAAGCCGUCUUAUCUAUUCCAAUUACUUACAACUAUAUAUGUAAUAAUAAUAAGUAUUACAUAUUUGCUAAGAACAUAGAACUAGAAUGCCGCAAGGAAGAAGAAAAAUUCCAUUUAGUGGAAAAGCAAAAAAGGAACAGAUUAAAGCAAAAAAACAGUCAAAAGAUAGUUUUCAGAAGAAACCAUUCCUUCUAAAAAAGGAUGAAGAUAUAGAUGAAGCUUCAGUAAAUGUUGAGAAAAUAAACUUCCAACCUACUAAAGGUAGUGGGUCAAAACCCAACAGAUAUGCUUUACAAUUUUUCAAAGAAAGUGCAGAAGACAUAAAAAGACAAAAAGAAAUUGCCAGGCAUACUCUAGAAUUGAAAGAUGAAAAAGAUUUGGAAGUAGAUGGAAACCAAUUUUUUGAUAAGGUCUUAGAUUUUCCCAAAAGACCACCUUGGGAUUAUAGUUUGGAAAAAACCCAGUUGGAAGCACAAGAACAACGAUAUUUUACAGAAUAUGUAAAAGGAAUUCAGGAAAAAUUUGAUUGGAAGGAACUAAGUUUAUUUGAACUGAAUAUAGAAACAUGGAGGCAGCUUUGGAGAGUUAUUGAAAUGUCUGAUGUUAUUUUAUUUAUUGUUGAUAUUAGAUUUGCAGCGUUGAUGUUUCCUCCAUCUUUAUAUGAUUAUGUUACAAAUGAACUCAAAAAAGAUUUUAUUCUAGUGAUAAACAAAAUAGAUUUAGCUCCAGCAAGUUUAGUGGUAGCAUGGAAACAUUAUUUCCAAGAAAAAUUCCCAAAUUUACAUAUUGUUAUGUUUACGACUCUACCAUAUUAUAAUUUAAUUGGGAAACAAUCCAAUAUUUCAGGUCUUCAAAUUCGUAGACGUAGAGGUAGAAUGCGUAUGGCAGCAGAAGGAGCUCAACAAAUCUUGGACAUUUGUAAGAAACUUACCGAAAGCAAAGUAGAUCUUACUUCUUGGCAGAAUAAAAUCAAAACUGAAAUGGAUAUUGAAUAUGAUGAUGAAGAUGAAAAGGUCAAUGUAGAAGAAGUUAUUCAUUUAAAAAAUGUCGAUACUGAAUACUUUCAAUAUGAAAAAUUUAAUAAAGGUAUACUAACAAUAGGUUGUGUAGGUCAACCCAAUGUAGGAAAAUCGUCUUUAUUGAAUGCUUUAAUGGGAAAGAAAGUGGUCAGCGUUUCAAAAACUCCAGGUCAUACGAAACAUUUUCAAACAAUUUUUUUAACACCGAAUGUUAAAUUAUGUGAUUGUCCUGGUUUGGUUUUUCCUUCAAAAAUUCCGAAACCACUGCAGGUGUUAAUGGGAAGCUUUCCUAUAGCUCAAUUGAGACAGCCCUAUACUACUAUCAAGUAUAUAGCAGAGAGAAUAGACUUAGUUAGUUUAUUGAAGAUUGAUCAUCCGACAAAUGAUGAUACUUGGUCAGCUAUGGAUGUGUGUGAUGGCUGGGCUAAAAAGAAAGGAUUCUAUACAGCUAAAGCAGCUCGCUUGGAUUCUUAUCGAGCGGCUAAUAGUUUAUUGAGAAUGGCUCUCGAUGGAAAAAUUUGUCUUUCUCUCAGACCACAAGGUUAUACAGAACGUAAAGAAUUUUGGUCAUUUCAUCCUGAUAUUGAAGUAGUAAAGUGGAUUCAAGGUAAACAUUCCGGAGCUGAGCCCAAUAUCGAGGAAAAUAUAUACGAAAGUGAUAUUUCCGAUGAAUACUUACCAGAUGAGAGACCUGAAGUAGAAACGAAUUCUAAUGAAGAUAGUACUAGUGAAGAUGAAGAAAUUGAAACUACGGCUAAUAAAUUUGCAGCUUUAGGUUCAGAUAUAUGAAUCAAAUUUGUUCUAUUAAUUUACUGAAAUAAAUGUUUUUUUUCGAUUU